Molecule: messenger RNA, 1437 nt
Organism: Zymoseptoria tritici IPO323
Lineage: Eukaryota; Fungi; Ascomycota; Dothideomycetes; Mycosphaerellales; Mycosphaerellaceae
Exons: 3
Coding region: 1-1437 (478 amino acids)
Biological process (GO): lactate catabolic process
Cellular component (GO): mitochondrion
Molecular function (GO): FAD binding; D-lactate dehydrogenase (cytochrome) activity; D-lactate dehydrogenase (NAD+) activity
Source: RefSeq, a predicted model, not a curated record
AUGGUCCUGCACUCCUUGCUCACACUUGCCAAGGCCGUAUCCGGAUUGAGAGCAACGUUUGGCGAAGACCGAGUGUCGACGGAUGAAGAGGAAUUACGGCGGCAUGGGUUUUCAGAGUGGUCUUCUAUCAAUAUCGACACGCUGCCGGUGGCGAUUGCUUAUCCGAGGACCACGGAGGAAGUCUCAGUCAUUGCUCAGGCAUGCACAAGAUACAAGAUCCCCAUCGCUCCAUAUUCUGGCGGAUCCUCGGUCGAAGGGAACUUCUCCGCUCCUUACGGUGGAAUCUGCAUAGAUUUCGCCUUCAUGGAUCAAGUGUUGGCUGUCCACGAGGAUGACCUUGAUGUCGUUGUGCAGCCGGGAAUCGGGUGGAUGGAUCUCAAUGCUCAGAUCCAGAAGUCAGGCCUCUUCUUUCCAGUGGACCCAGGGCCGAGCGCCAUGAUUGGUGGCAUGGUGGGUACGUCCUGCUCCGGGACAAAUGCUGUACGCUAUGGGACCAUGAAAGAGAAUGUGGUCAACCUCACAGUAGUUCUUGCAGAUGGGACCAUUAUCAAGACCAGGCAUCGUCCGCGGAAGUCUGCGGCUGGAUACAAUCUCACUGGGCUCCUCGUCGGCUCUGAAGGUACCUUGGGUAUCGUGACGGAGAUCACGCUGAAGCUUCAGCCGAUACCUGCCACCACGAGUGUCGGAUUGAUUCCGUUCGUGUCGGUCCGCGACGCUGCCAGUGCUGCCAGCGAGAUCAUCAAGACUGGAAUCCAAGUCGGGGCUCUGGAGAUCAUGGACGACGUUUCGAUGGAUGUUGUAAAUCGAGCUGGGUUCACCGACAGGAAGUGGGAUGUUGUCCCAACAAUGUUCAUCAAGUUCGCAGGGAGCAACGAAAGCACCUCCGAGGCCAUCAAACUGGUUCAAAGCAUCACGACCCGACACCGCGGCGGAAACGUUGAGUUUGCCACUACGCCUGAAGAACAGCAUGAGUUGUGGUCCGCACGCAAGCAAGCGCUGUGGUCGAUGCUUGCUCUUCGCAAAGGCGACGAGGAAGUGUGGUCCACGGAUGUCGCAGUACCGCUCUCCCGGCUUCCCGACAUCAUCGAAGUCAGUAAGAAGGAAAUGGACGAGCUGGGACUCUUCGCUGCUGUGCUGGGCCACAUUGGCGAUGGAAACUUUCACGAGAGCAUCAUGUUUGACGGGAGUGAUCCCGAAGAGCGCAGAAAGGUCGAGGGCUGCGUGAAGCGGAUGGUCACAAGAGCAAUCGAGAUGGAGGGGACGUGUACAGGCGAACAUGCCAUCGGUAUCGGCAAGAAGGGCCAUCUCGUGGAGGAACUUGGGUUUGACACGAUUCUUGUGAUGCAGAAGCUGAAGGCGUCGCUGGAUCCGUUGUGGAUCAUGAAUCCGGGCAAGAUCUUCGAUCAUCCGCGCGAGGAUCGCAUCGUGGGACAUUGA